Molecule: messenger RNA, 2202 nt
Organism: Metopolophium dirhodum (rose-grain aphid)
Lineage: Eukaryota; Metazoa; Arthropoda; Insecta; Hemiptera; Aphididae
Product: facilitated trehalose transporter Tret1-like
Exons: 3
Coding region: 325-1728 (467 amino acids)
Biological process (GO): transmembrane transport
Cellular component (GO): membrane
Molecular function (GO): transmembrane transporter activity
Source: RefSeq, a predicted model, not a curated record
UAGCGCGGCAGUAUAGUAGCGCUCGAAUACUUCAGUCGAACUUCAGUGCGCCGUUACAAUCGGUCGAACAUACGCGUUACGGCAACUAUACGCCCUACGCCUGUACCUAUACACCGGCAACGUCGUAUACGUCUCGACAAUAACAACAACCGGAGGAAUUCGUAAUAAUAAUAUAAUAUUGUUUCGAGAUCUAUGCGUCCAAAACCGACGGCCGCAGAGCGUAAUACCGGCGUGCUUUUGUAAUAUACCCGUCCGUAAUACUAUAUGCGAGCGCAGACCCUAUACACAGUGUCCGUUUAAUUGCUACGGUUCGUUAUUUUCACGAUGGAAGAAAACGCGCCGCCGGGGCCGAGCACGCCGCCUGCCGCCGAACCUCCCGUAGUGGUAAACGUCCAAAAACCGUUUAAUAAUUCUUCGGUGACGCAGGGAUUCUUGGCCGUGAUUUCGCUGCUGCCAUGUGUGAUUUCCGGGGCCAUUUUGGGAUUUACCGGUGUGUCCAUGUGGAAUUUGCCACUGUCGUUUCGAAACGCCACUUGGUUCGCUAGUCUGGCCGCUCUGGGCGCGGCAGGGGGCUGCCUGAUCUCUCACAGCUUGAUGAACGCGUUCGGACCCCGGGGCUCGGUGCUGCUGAGUCACGUGAUUUGCGCCAUCGGUUGGAUGCUGACGUUCAGCAGCUGGACCACCACAAACCUGCUCGUUGGACGCGCGCUCACCGGCGUGUUCGUGGGCGUCGUGUCGGUGGCGGCCACCGCGCACAGCUCCGAGUGUUUCCCGGCACGGCCCACCGCCCGGCCGGUCGUCUACACCGCCAUCGGAGUGCUCUGCAUGUACCUGGCCGGGUCACUGCUCAGCUACGCUCAGACAGCCGCCGUGGCCAUGGUGGUCACCAUCGUGUCGUUCGUUCUCGUCCGGUCGUUCGUGCCAGAGAGCCCGGCAUGGCUGGAGUCCCGCGGCCGCACUGGUGACGCCGAGUACUCCAGGCUCAAGUUGAGGCUCCAGCGGCAACCGGACGCUGAAUCGCUGGAAGACGGCGUGGAACCCUCGACCCGCAGUGUCGGAGACAGAUCUACAUCAACCGAGGCCAUCUACCGGAGUGUCCACCGGCCCGAGAUCUACAGGCCGUUGCUGGCGCUGGCCUUGCACCUGGCCCUACAGCAAAUGUCCGGUCCGAUGGUGUUGGUGUCGUACGCCUCGCAAAUGGUGGGUGACUCUGGCGUGCGCGUGCUAAACGGCCACUUCGUAGCGGCCGUACUGGCCGCGUUCCUAGUGGCCGGCGCCCUCGUGUCCACCGCUAUGGACCACCGGGAAUCGUCGGCCACACUUGCAGCCGCCGGCACGCUGACGGCCGGCGUGGUCAUCGCCGUCUACAACCUGGUCCGCCGGAUGUUCCUCAACCGGCUCGGCUCGCAGCUGUUGAGCUUCGUCCCGUUGCUGGGCCUGAUCGUUUUUUCCAUGUCCAGCAGCGUCGGUCUGGUGCCUCACUCACCCGUUCCACGCUACGCGGCGGGCGAACACGUGGCCCUAGCGUUCGGGUAUACCGUCGCCUUCGCGGUCAUCAAGUGCUAUCCGUACGUGUACGCCGCCGUCGGCUGGUGGGUGUUCGCAGUUUUUGCGGUCGCGUCCGCCCUGAACAUCGUUUACGGCGUCUUGAUGUUUUCCGAACCGGAGUCCUCCAAGCAGAAGCGUAGCACCGCAGCCAAACGGUCGUCGGUCGGCCCUGCGGUUUAACUAUAUACACCACGACGGCAAUACUCCGUUUAAAUAAUAUAUUACAUUUUUCCCCAUUCUCGAACACGAGAUUUGAGUACGAAAUAAGAAAACGAUUUAGAGCAUUGAACACGCAUACACACACACACACACACACACACACACACACACUCUAAACUCACACAGAUACAAUGUUUAGAAUCGUAUUACUUAUUAGCUUAUUAUAUAUAGUAAUUAGAAUAAUAAAAUUAUUGUAAUUAUUAUGAAAUCAUCUGUGAAGAUUUAUCAUAUUAUAAUGUACCUUACACUUCCGUGCCUCCCAAUUUUUUUACAUAGGGUACCUAUAUUUUAUUCAAAAGUACGUUUUUAUAUAUUAUUAUAUUGUAUAUUAUUUUACUAUUAUUUACGUGUAUGACUAUAUUAUAUUAUAAAUAUAAUAUGAUAUUCACACAAUUGAAGUGUUAAUAAUAUACAUUUAUACAAUUAUACCUAUUA